GGGCGUCCGGCGGGCUCGGGCCUGCGGGCGCCCAUGGAGGGCUCCGAGGACGAAGAGGCGGAGGCCGGCGGGCCGCUGCAGCAGCUCGUCAAGCGGCAGCGCAGGGAGAAGCGCGAGCUGCAAGCAAAAAUUCAAGGCAUGAAAAAUGCUGUUCCCAAGAAUGAUAAAAAGAGGCGAAAACAGCUGGCUGAAGAAGUUGCCAAACUAGAGGCAGAACUUGAACAGAAGCACAAGGAAGAAUUAAAGCAGCUGAAGGAAACUAUGCCCGAGCAGAAUAAGAUAGAUUCUAUAGCUGAUGGUGUUGCAAAUUUCAAGCUUGAGGGACGGGAGCAGCAGAUUCAGCAUCCUCGAAUAUCAAAAGCACAGAAGAGACGGGAAAAAAAAGCUGCCUUGGAGAAAGAAAGAGAAGAAAGAAUAGCUGAAGCUGAGAUAGAAAAUCUAACAGGAGCAAGGCAUCUUGAAAGUCAGAAACUUGCCUCCUUGUUGGCAGCAAGGUACUUGGAGAUUAAACAGAUUCCUUCAGAUGGCCAUUGCAUGUACAGAGCUAUUGAAGAUCAGCUCAAGGAUCACCACAACUCCUGGACUGUUGCAACUCUGAGAAAUCAAACAGCAAAGUAUAUUCAAAGUCACUUUGAUGACUUCCUGCCAUUUCUUACAAACCCCAAUACUGGAGAGAUGUAUAGCAAAGAGGAAUUUGCAAAAUACUGUGAUGAUAUAGCAAAUACGGCUGCGUGGGGUGGUCAACUGGAACUAAGGGCUUUGUCGCACAUUCUGCAGACACCUAUUGAGGUGGUGCAGAUGGAUUCCCCUUCCAUUAUCGUUGGUGAAGAAUAUUCAGGCAAACCAAUAAUACUUGUGUAUAUGAGACAUGCUUAUGGAUUAGGAGAACAUUACAAUUCUGUAAAACUUCUAACAGACACGGCUACAGAAAAUGGCAGCUAGUAUUAAAAAAUCCACGUUAGUAACAAUUGCAUCUUGAUAUGUUGGGCUCCAGACAGCUGUUAGAUGGACUAGAAAGUAAAAUUAACUGGAAUGGAUAAAAAA
Messenger RNA from Lagopus leucura (white-tailed ptarmigan), 1044 nucleotides. It is a transcript of the gene OTUD6B, whose product is annotated as OTU deubiquitinase 6B. The record is from RefSeq and is a predicted model, not a curated record. The transcript is spliced from 7 exons. Gene Ontology annotation, molecular function: cysteine-type deubiquitinase activity. The coding region runs from base 34 to 942 and encodes 302 amino acids. Lineage: Eukaryota; Metazoa; Chordata; Aves; Galliformes; Phasianidae. Gene Ontology annotation, biological process: protein deubiquitination.